GUUUGGUCUGUUUGUUAUCGUAAAUGGAGAGCUUAACGUGAGACUUGAUAUUCACCAACAGUUGGAAUACAAUUUCUUCUCUGGUUGCGAUGGUGACAACUAGGCGCCAGUCUUCGAAACUGAACGAGAGCAACGGAUCACCUGCUAUUCAUGGCUCAUCUGCAGUGGCCUCGCCUGGCGGAGACGCGCCCACUCCUCAGUCUAGAAUGAGAAGUAACGAGAAACGCUUUCCAAAUAAGGAGAAUAGCUCUCCCAGUACAAUGCUUAACGGCGAUACAUCCAAAAAGAUGCCCUAUAUGGAAAUUUCGACUGCAGAAAAUGGCACGCUUUCUUCAAACGAUUACGUAAAGUCGGGAUUCGAGAGCGAAGCUGAUUGGCGGAAAGACAGAGGAAACAUUGUGUUGUUGUUUCUGUUGUAUGUGCUGCAAGGGAUCCCAUUAGGCUUCGCAGGCAGCAUCCCUUAUAUUUUGAUGACUCGUAAAGUAGACUAUGCUUCCCAAGCACUCUUCUCCUUCGCAUUCUACCCCUUUAGUUUCAAACUGAUCUGGGCGCCUAUUGUGGACUCCCUGUUCAGUCGCAGAAUGGGUCGGCGUAAGACGUGGCUCAUCCCGAUCCAGUAUCUAAUAGGACUAUUUAUGAUCUACAUUUCACUACAUGUCAAUGAUUUGCUGGGCGUGGAUGGUGAAAAGGCAGCUGAAAUCAACCUGCUCGUGUUCUUGUUCACUUCGCUCAAUUUUUUCGCCGCUACUCAGGACAUAGUGGUAGACGGGUGGGCUCUGAGCAUGUUGGCGCCUGAGAAUGUGGGCUACGCGUCCACGUGCAACUCAGUCGGACAGACCUUCGGCUACUUCGUCAGCUACACGUUAUUCCUCGCAUUUGAGUCCAAGGACUUCUGCAACCAGUACUUCUACCCCCUAAUUGGACUGGAUGCACAGCCCACUGGCGCUCUAACACUGGAUGGUUUCAUGUAUUUCUGGGGCGUGGUCUUCGUCGUCGCUACCACUCUAGUCUGGAUAUUCAAGAGGGAAAAGGCUGAUAACGACUACCAAGAAUCAUUAACUGAUUCCUACAAAUCCCUCUGGAAAAUCUUGUGGCUUCCGGUACUGAAACAAUAUAUUUUUUUCUGCUUAACUUGUAAAAUAGCAUUUGCAGCGGCAGACGGGAUCACCGGGCUAAAGCUAAUCGAAGCAGGAAUGAAGAAAGAAAAGCUGGCUCUUCUUGCAGUUCCUCUGACACCUGUGCAGCUCUUCCUUCCUCUAAUCAUAUCACGAAUCACAGCCGGCCCCAAACCCAUGACUAAAGUCUGGAUGAAUGCGUACCCUUGUAGACUUAUAUUUGGACUUGUGUUCGCAGGGAUAGUUUACAUCACACCCGGAGUACAAGAGUCGCCGGGUGAAUUUCCAAUUUGGUACUACCUGUUGUUGAUUGCUGUGUUUGUUUGCCAUCAGUUGUUUACCAAUAGCAUGUUUGUCUCCAUUAUGGCGUUCCACGCUCAGGUAAGUGAUCCGGCAAUUGGCGGAACGUACAUGACCAUGCUCAACACUUUCACGAACUUCGGAGGUAACUGGCCGAACACUUUCGCAUUAUGGAUGGUGGAUAAAUUAACGAUUAAAUCUUGUUCUAUUGGAGGAGAAAGUUGCAGCACAGCUGAAAGUUUGGAAGCAUGUACUGCACGUGGGGGUCAUUGUUUAACCACUACGGAUGGAUAUUACGUGAUGUCUUGUAUUCUAGUAGUGAUCGGAUUCGUAUGGCUGUUUUUCAUGCGAACCAGAAUAAUCAAGUUCCAGAAUAUGAGUGUAAAUGCCUGGAAGGUUACAUGAAUUAUCAUUGGUGCGAGUUAUUGAUGCUUUAGGGUGCAGUACUUGUAAGUAAUUUCAAAAUAUGUUGACAACAACGUCAAAAAUGUUGAAAAUACUUAUUUUGAGAUAGUUGUGGUAAUCAGUCUUGUAAAAUGACUUAUUUGACUGUUCUCCAAAUAAUAUUAAAUAUUUUUGAAUUUUAGCUUUACUGUUCCGACCACUCGCAGAGCGGGGAUGAUGUUUGUUUUCGGGUAAUUUUUUGAUGUCAAUGGGACUGAAUAACUCCUGGUAUCACAUUAAAUGCCUCAAAUUUAUAAUUGCUCAUUUUGAUGAAGUUGUGCUUUGGUCGAGACAAUGCUUUUGCUAUUCGGACUGUUUUCGGAGCUACGACUCUAAACAUAGAAAGAAAAAGAAACAAAUUCGGUUAAGCCAAAUUUUGCUAAUGAUGUUGUGUAUAUUUUCGGCUCUUUAUUCCAAUCAAAGUUAAUUAUAAUUUGUAUAAAAUAAUUUACUAUUGCUAAAAUAUAUCUUUGUUGCUUU
Symsagittifera roscoffensis is the source of this 2339-nucleotide messenger RNA. RefSeq names its product acetyl-coenzyme A transporter 1-like. The coding region runs from base 90 to 1820 and encodes 576 amino acids. The record is from RefSeq and is a predicted model, not a curated record. The transcript is spliced from 3 exons. NCBI's taxonomy places the organism in Eukaryota, Metazoa, Xenacoelomorpha, Acoela, Convolutidae. Gene Ontology annotation, molecular function: acetyl-CoA transmembrane transporter activity. Gene Ontology annotation, cellular component: membrane.